This is a messenger RNA of Clonostachys rhizophaga, 933 nucleotides long. NCBI's taxonomy places the organism in Eukaryota, Fungi, Ascomycota, Sordariomycetes, Hypocreales, Bionectriaceae. The record is from the annotation of a GenBank genome assembly.
AUGACUCUGCCAACGCAUUUCACGCUGAACACAGGAGCCAAGAUUCCAGCCAUCGGCCUGGGGACGUGGCAAUCUCAGCCUGGUGAGGUCCGCAAGGCCGUGGCCUAUGCCCUUAAGGAUGGAUACCGCCAUAUUGAUGCUGCCCUAAUACUCCUAGGAAACGAGAAUGAAGUCGGCCAAGGGAUCAAAGACAGUGGUGUGCCCCGGGAAGACAUCUUCCUGACUAGCAAACUUUGGAACACACACCAGCCCAAUGUCAAGGAAGGUCUCCAGAAGAGUCUUGACGCCCUAGGUGUCGACUAUCUUGACCUCUAUCUUAUUCACUGGCCUGUUCGACUGGUUCCGAACGAAUCCCACCCUCUUCUACCAGUCAACCCCGACGGUACCAGAUCGGUCGAUCGGUCAUGGAACCAAAGCGAAACAUGGCGACAGAUGGAGGAGGUUUACAAAUCUGGCAAGGUCAAGGCCAUUGGGCUGGCAAAUUGGUCUAUCCCCUACCUGAAGGAGCUAGAGAAAACAUGGACGGUCGUACCAGCCGUGAAUCAAGUCGAGCUACAUCCCUUCCUUCCUCAGCACGAGCUCAAGCAGUACUGUGAGAAACUGGGAAUUCUCCUUGAAGCAUACUCUCCUCUUGGAUCUACAGGUGCCCCGAUUAUGUCAGACCCAGAAAUCCAACAGGUCGCGGACAAGAACGGCGUGUCAGCCGCCACUAUUCUGAUCAGUUACCACGUUAAUAAGGGUGUUGUUGUGCUACCCAAGUCUGUGACCGAGAAGCGUAUCUCGUCCAACAGACAGGUGAUUGCGCUCCUAGAAAGCGAUUUGGCUCUGCUAGAUGGUCUGGCUGCUGGCGGGAAGGCCAAACGAAUCAACACUCCUAAAUGGGGCUUUGAUCUCGGGUUUGAUGACUGGUACGGCCCCGUAAAGUCACAAUAA